CCCCCAAGCCCCCUCAUUCUGUUCUGCUCAUUUCCCUAAACUCUUGCAUCACAAUCCUGUUUCCCUGGCCUCAUGAUGCAUUCAUUCAUUCAUUCAUUCAUUCAUUCAAGGUCUUGUCCCCAAGAGGUUCUGUCCAGUUUUCAUACUGAUCCAGUUUAGAUGUCAGUGCUGACCGAUGACCAAUGACCAUGUCGGGAAGGGACUUCAGAGCCCAGGUCUCCAUCCCACCAGGUGCUCACCACUCACUCUCCCAGCCUCGCUGGCUGAAAUCUAAGAGCACAGGACCUGGAGCCAAUGCCGGCGUCACAGCGUAGCCGCUGUAUGACCUAGGAAAGUGCCCCAUCUUUUCUGAGCCUCUAUUUCCUUGUCUGGAAAAUGGAGGUCACAGGUUGAUGGGAGGGUUUAAGGAAGUAAUCUGUCUAUAGAGUCUUUCCCCGGUAAAGUCUUCAGCUGUUAGUCUUUGGCCAACGGUCUGGCCGGCAGUAAACACAGGCAAAGAUGACUUGUUAUUCACCCUCGUCCCGGGAGUGAAGGCCGGGGUGCACCCCGUUUAAGACAUGAAGAAAGUGAGGCUCAAAGAAGCAGAGAAGCGUGAGGUCACACGGCUCUGACGUGCGGCUGGGAAGGACAGGAUCUUCCAUUUGAGCCACAGCCAGUCCUGCCAGAGGAUCGUGCCAACCCUCGAAAGCCCUAGAAAACGUGAAGAAGAUCUGUAAGAUCCGAGCCUGGAAGAGGGGCUUUGGCGCGCGGGGGAAUUUACAGACGCUCCCUGCUUUUGGUGACAGCGCGACCUGCCCGUCCUUCAGUCCGGGACCUUCAGUCCGUCCGGCCACCUUGGACCGGAGGAGGGCUUGGGGAAGCUGAAGCGGCAGUGGUGGCUGGACCGGCUGCAGUGGCCGGGGCCUCCGCGGAAGGGCCAUGUCCGAGUCGUCCCCGCAGGGUGCUGAGCGCGACCUUUUCCGGGACACGUGGGUGCGAUACCUGGGCUACGCCAAUGAGGUGGGGGAGGCCUUCCGCUCCAUGGUGCCCGCGGCGGUGGUGUGGCUGAGCUAUGGGGUGUCCAGCUCCUACGUGCUGGCUGAUGCCAUUGACAAGGGCAAGAAGGCAGGAGAGGUGCCAGGCCCUGAAGCGACCCGCCGCACCAGGGUGACCGUGGCCGUGGUGGACACGUUCGUGUGGCAGGCUCUGGCCUCUGUGGCCAUCCCAGGCUUCACCAUCAACCGUGUGUGCGCGGCCUCUCUCUACGUCCUGGGCACUGCCACCCGCUGGCCUCUGGCUGCCCGCAAGUGGACCACCACUGCCCUGGGACUGCUGGUCAUCCCCAUCAUCAUCCACCCCAUCGACAGGUCAGUGGACUUCCUCCUGGACUCCAGCCUGCGCAAGAUCUACCCCUCAGUGGAGAAGCCCAGCUCCUCCUGACCACAGCCUGGCACCUGGCCCAGGGGUUGGCACACUCCCUGCUUUCCAACCUCCUCCUCCUGUCUGGGGAUUCAGUGCUUGGCUCCUUGGGGUCGUAAGGCCCUGGCACCUGAGUGGCUGUGAACUGGAUGAAAACAACGACAACGGCCUCAAGGAGCAGCAGCCGCAGCGACUCAGAGGCAAGCCCUGAACCCCGGAAUUCGUGAUACCGAGUGGCAGUGGGACUGAGUGGGCCCAGCUUUGUCUUUUUGACAGGAAAGCAACAUCCUCCCAUGGAGGAGAAGGGGACUGAGCCCAGAGAGGGCAAGGAAUAUGGCCACGAUCACUUGGCAGGCUGGGGGCACAGGACUCCCAGCGGCUCAGCCAAGUCACCCCAUGGCAGUGUGGCUGGACAGAGGAGCAGCGGGCACUGGGUGUGCCGCGGUGGGGGUCCCUGAGCCCUGAGUCUCUGGCCAGCCCAUUCCCGGGGCACUAGGAGGCAUGACAGCCCUGGUCUAAUAAAUCCUCAAGAAAUUU
Messenger RNA from Myotis davidii, 1935 nucleotides. RefSeq names its product mitochondrial fission process 1 (gene MTFP1). Bases 919 to 1419 code for a protein of 166 amino acids. Gene Ontology annotation, biological process: mitochondrial fission. Gene Ontology annotation, cellular component: mitochondrion. The record is from RefSeq and is a predicted model, not a curated record. Lineage: Eukaryota; Metazoa; Chordata; Mammalia; Chiroptera; Vespertilionidae. The transcript is spliced from 5 exons.